UGCUGCAUAACUGCCUUACCUGUUUAGCCGAGAGCUAUGUUUUCCCUCAGCCUCGCGAAGAACCCAUGGAGGGGCGGGAGAUAGCCUUAACCCUACCCUCGCCGUCACCACGUUGGGAACCCCCUCCCCCUCACCAAGGCAAAGGGUGGUUGAAAAGCGAGAAGCUCUUAAUUACCCACGGGUGCGCAUCGGCAAUCGAUACAAAGACUGCUUCAGAAAGCGUUUUCUACGUGUGCUCUCCCUCCUAGCCAAUACGUGAAAGCCGCCUCUGCAUCUGGGAAAAUGACAUGUGAGUAUGCAUCUGAGGAGCUCAUUGAUGGCUCCAGUUUACUCAACGAAGCGAGUGAAGACCUUCUCAACGACGCAUUAAACAUUCUAGAAGACGAUGACCCCACAGCAGAUCUAUUGGAGCUCGACCUUGGCGAGAGUGAAAACCCCUUGGACGACGCUUUAGAGGUUCUGAGGGAUGGCAGCGAAAGUCCUCUGGAUGCUGAGUGCGAUACUGGCCUGGUUGACCCUCUCGAGGAGAGAGUUACCUCAAUCCGGAAUGGAGAGCAUCAGUAUAUGAGUACCCUGUCCCAUUUCACCAGCAUUCUUUCUAGGACGCGGAUAAAUGGACCACGGCAUUUGAAACAAUUCAAUUUGAAAACACGGGCAGCUAAAAUUGGCACCGGGGCGCAGUUCACCGUAUUCCGGGAAUACCAUGACGACUUUGGCGGCACCGAGGGUUUGGUUGUGAAGCGUGUCAACGUACCAUUGUCGAGAGAGAAUGGAGUAAGUUUCGCAGCGGGAGAAGACUAUCGUCUCCAGCUGCGAACAUUGGAACUCGAAGUACGUUCACUUUGCAACCCUGUCCUUCGAAACCAUCGAAAUAUGGUGCACUUGGUUGCUUGGGGCUAUGAUUAUCCUAUGCCAGAUACUCCUGUCCCAGUGUUAUUCAUGGAGUCCGCUCUCACUACUCUUACUGAUCUUCUUAAAGCCGAGAACGAGGAGUUGAUGGGUAAUAAUCCAACAGAUAUUAAACAUCAGCUUUCACUGGAUAUUGUCGCCGGAAUACAAGCGCUUCAUUCCCUUAAUAUAAUACACGGUGAUAUAAAGCCCGAUAAUGUCCUCGUGUUCAAAGAGACCAAAAAUGAAAAGGUUCCAUUUUGCGCCAAAAUUAGCGACUUUGGAGUCUGCAUAGACAUGGAGAUUCCUGGGAGCGAAUUCACGAUCGAUGAUUACAGAGGAACGCCCGGCUGGGUUGCCCCGGAAAUUCAAGACCCUUCUCGAUGGCCAGGUGCCGCUUUCAAACCUGAGCUUAUGCCACGAUUCGACUCCUAUAGCCUUGGGCUUACGAUCUUGUCCAUAUUCGUCAAACGGGGCGAGCUGGUUGAUUUGGAUGUGGAUGACGAAAGCCGUUUUGAUGUGGUCAUCAGUCUCCUCAGAGAAGAGGAAUCAAUCCCAUCAGGCCUACGAAUGCAACUCAGAAGGGCUUUGAAAGGAUUGUUGGCGGAAGAUCCUUGGUCGCGAGUGUUACCAAACCCGGAUCUUCUUAAUACUGGCACGCCCGCGUAUACAACUUGGUUGUCUGUAUCCCAAACAGGGCGCAGCGGAGGCCAACAUGCUGGUACUUCAGGCAAUAUACAUAACAGAGGUCCUAACUUCUGGCGCCGCCUUGAUACUGCCGUCGUUACGGAGCUUGAAGAACAAUACAGUACUUCUAAAUCUUCGUUUGAUAGUGAUGUUCUUUUUGGUUUGGCGCAGAGAAUUACGAGGACAAGGACAUCAUAUAUUGAUCAACUACUUGAAUAUGUCACCGAGUCUGCCAGGGGUGGUUACUCUCCAGCGAGAGCAGUGUACGCUCAGCUGAUGCAUGCUCACCGCCGAACCCCGGAAUUUAAAAAUGAGAUUUUGCACAAGUGGACGUUACAGGCUGUUGCGGAGGGCUAUUUGUUCGCUAAAGCAUCGCCAACGAUAACUCAGGAGGACCUAGAGGCAGCAAAGCAGAAAUUCAGGGACGCGGGUGGAUACGCGACCGAUCCAUUCCUAAAAAAGAAGAAUAUGCUUGAGGUUGCGCGAGAUACCCACAAAGCGAUGGCAUUCGUGGCAGAAAACAAAAAUGUAGUGGAUAAGAAAGGCAAUACGAUGCUACAUGUCGCUGCUGCUCUAGGUACCCUAGAUGUUCUGCAGAAACUCGUCGAAGAAGCUAAGAUUCCAGUGGAUAUUCAAAACGAUAAUCUUGAGACACCGCUUUACAAGGCAUUUCAAGCUGGACAGGUUCGAGUUAUUGAUUAUCUGCUUGACAAAGGCGCAAAAGCAUCGACUUCGACUAGACAGGAAAAGCUAACUACCCUACAUUGGCUGUUUACUCUUCCAGAAGACAGUAUCCGCAGAAUUGCAACUCGAUUAGUCCGUGAAGCAGGGGCUUUGAUCGAUGCACAAAUAGUUACCGUGGCCGAGGUGAGUGGAGGAACUCCGCCCAGAAUUCAUAUUCUUCAUUUCCCAUUCGAACUUCCCCUCGGCACGCCAUUACACUGGGCCGCGUUUGCACGUAGCAAGCCCGCAAUGGAAGCGCUUCUUGAUUUGGGCGCCAAUAUCAAUGCUACAUAUCAUGAUUCCGAUGUAGGCUCGACACCGCUAUUCUUAGCAGCAUGGUAUGGCGAGGCGGAGGUUGCAAGCUUUCUCCUUUCCAGAGGUGCUAAGGCAACUGUGAAAGACCCAAAAGGUCGAAAUAUACUCCAUUAUAUGGCAUAUUUUGUUCCAAAUUACCAUGGUAGUCUGCCAUAUUCGUGGCACUAUUGGGUCCGCCAUGGGAACUGGGAUGAUCACAUGGCACAAGCCACAAAGCUCGCCAGGCUAUUGGUAGAGGCGGGAGCGGACAUCAAUGCGGAGUCCCAGGUGCCCCGGCAAAUGACCCCGAUUAGAAUUGCAUCAGAGGAGUGGAACGGCGGAGUAGCCUAUGCAUUGGCAACUGUGGGAGCGGAUGCUGAUGCUGGACGCAGCGGUACAGUCCAUAAAUGGGCCAGUAUUCGGGGAGCGGAGCUCACUUAUCCUGAAUCUUACCUUGAUAUAUUCCGAAGCGUCACUCAGAGAUCGAAAGAUAUCGACGCUCGGGGUGAAUUUGAUGAAAACACCCCUCUUCAUGACGUUGUUGCGGCGAUGCACGAAGAGGAUGAGGUGGAAGGCGCAUGUGAUAUUAUGUUUGCUCGCGACUCGCCACCGGAUAUUAAUGCAGUAAAUCGCAAGAAGUGGACUGCAUUAUAUUACGCGCUAUUCACAGAGCGAGACCCUGCGCGACGGGCAAGGUAUUUGAUUAAGAAAGGGGCUGACCUUACUAUUCGUACUUAUGAUGGGAAGAACAUCCUUUUCCCAAUCACUUAUAAUGUUGUUUUCAGCGAUCAGCAGAGUCAUGACCUAAUUAUCGAGCUUUUGUCUCAUCUUGUACAGGCUGAAGCCGGCUUGACUGACACAAGUCAGGCCUAUCAGAAAUACUUCCUUCCGGCCCCGGGAAAUAUUCUAACCUUAGCAGAAGCCGCGAGAGCGGGUCGAGUGCAAACAGUGAAACUUCUUCUAGAUCUAGGGCUCGAGCGUGAUAUCAAUAAAUUCGUCGACACAGACCCGCCAUUUACCGUAUUGGAUGAGGCUGUCUUACGAGCUUCAUCAAGGAGGCAAGAGCAUUUAGAGUCGCUAGCAUCGUUCACUUCGGCCGCAGCCCGCCAACGAGCUCUGGCUGCUGGCAUUGUGUAUGGGAAAACGUCUGAGAGCCCAACUCGUGCUGAGGAGGCGUAUUCAGGUUGCCCAAAAGUCCUGAGCCUCUUGCGGUCGCACGGGGCGAAAAGGGGGAGCGAGCUUGGACCGCUGGGGAGUUCGGAGCCUCCUUCCAUCACGGACAUGUUCCCAAAAUACUUCCUGCACCCCGAUAUCUGGGAUGUAAUGGAUCUAUAUUGGCUUGGAUUCACACCCGAGAGCCAGCCACAUAGGCAUGACUGGGAUAUUCUAUAUGAAUUAUCCCGGUAUCCAGAGGAUUGGCGAGAUCAGGUUGUUGAGAUACUACGCGAGAUGUACAAGGAUGCGCUAUGGCGACCAGACCUGAAGAUGAUGCAACGCGCGGCAAAAGCACAGCUUCAAGCAGUUGGAAAGGCAACUCAAGAGAAGCCAGCAGUCCCGGAGGUCCCAGACAGCGAAUUGCUUCGGAAAAUACUCAGCAUGCUUGCAGUAGCGGGAAAGCCAGAUUCCAGCACAACCACCCCGAACGAGAAGGACCAAAAGGCAGUAUGGGUGAAUGCCAGAGAAACAACAAAGUCUGGUCCUAAUGGUCUCCAUCCCACUAUUCCAGGACAUAUUUUCCAAGUGGAACUUCUGGGGAACAGAUCACUGGGGGAUACAAGAAGGGUUAAAGAAUGA
Molecule: messenger RNA, 4386 nt
Organism: Coccidioides posadasii C735 delta SOWgp
Lineage: Eukaryota; Fungi; Ascomycota; Eurotiomycetes; Onygenales; Onygenaceae
Source: RefSeq, a predicted model, not a curated record